Molecule: messenger RNA, 2464 nt
Organism: Dimorphilus gyrociliatus
Lineage: Eukaryota; Metazoa; Annelida; Polychaeta; Dinophilidae
Source: the annotation of a GenBank genome assembly
GAUGGUCGUAAAUGUUGAAUCUUUAAAUCGGACUGUGGAUGAAGUUAUAAUAUGGUCAUUCUUGGGUGUGUCAAUUAUUGCUGAUAAAUUUAUGGCGUCUAUUGAGGUUAUAACGUCAAAAACAAGAAAAAUUAAGUAUACGGAUCCGAAUGAUAAGAAUGUAUCGCACUAUAUUGAAGUUCCAGUUUGGAAUGAUACAGUUGCGAAUUUAACUUUAAUGGCCCUUGGUUCUUCUGCACCGGAAAUUCUAUUGUCGUGUAUAGAAAUUAUAUUUAAUAACUUUGAAGCUGGUAAACUAGGACCUGGAACUAUUGUUGGUUCGGCUUCAUUCAAUUUGUUAGUUAUAACCGCUGUCUGCGUUGUCUCAAUUCCUAAUUCGGAGAGCAGGAGCAUUAAAGAAUUUAACGUAUUCGCUAUAACGGCAUUUUCUUCCGUUUUUGCCUAUAUAUGGCUUCUUAUAAUCCUUAUUGGAAUUUCUCCAGAUCACGUUGACCUAUGGGAAGCUAUUGUAACAUUUUGUUUCUUUCCAGUAUUAGUAGUAGCUUGUUACAUUGUCGAUAAAGGUUGUUUUGGUGUUUUUAAAAGGAAGCAAGACAAUGAUCAAGAGGCAACACUAGGUAUAUCAACUGAGGAUGAAAAAUAUCGUAAAGAUUUGAUGCAAUAUAUUAAGCAUUUAAAAAUGGAUGAAAAUUAUCAAGAUUUAACGGAAAAAGAACUUGAGUCUCUAGCUAGAGCGGAAUUACAAAAGAUAAAACCCCCUCAAAAACGGACAAGAGCGUAUUGGGUAAGAGAAGGUAUGAGAGUCUUAACCAGACGGCAAUCCUUAACCCUUUCUCCCAAAUUAAUCCAAAAAAGUGGAGAAUUACGGUUAUCCGAUGUUCCAAGGAAGUACGCUGUUAUAGAAUUUGAAGCAUCAUCAAGUGUUGUUAGAGAGAACCAGGGAUAUGCUACGGUAUUUGUUCAAAGGAGAGGCAAUAUCGAAAUACCGGCUGUAUGUAAAGUACAUACAACCGAUGGAACUGCAAAAGUGUCCGAAAAUGAUUAUCAACCUUUAAAUAAAAUUGUUCUAUUUAAAGCGAAUGAGACUAGGAAACCCGUAUUGAUAAAAAUCAUUGACGAUAACGAAUUUGAAGAGAACGAAGUGUUCUUUGUCCAAGUAAACUCCCUCGAUUGUUCAUCUAUAAUAGACUGUUUAAAGGAUGACGAAGCUGAUACAACAGAUAUUAGAAAAUAUUUUGACGAAUUAGGAAUGUUUAACAUAAAAGAUGAUGAAUUUGAGAUUAGACUAUCGAAUGUUUUUGAUUUUGGACUAAUGAAAAUCGGAUUGAAUAAAAUUCACGAAGUUAUCAUUGAAGAUAACGAUCAGCCGGGUACUUUAGAAUUUAAGCAUAAUUGCAUGCUUAUAAAAGAGCAUUGCGGGCACGCUAGAAUACCCGUCACCAGACUGGAUGGAUGUGACGGUGAUAUUCAAAUUAGAUGGUAUACUAAAGAUGGAAAAUCCAAAUUAAAUAGAGAUUAUUUAGGGAAAGAGGGCUAUUUAAAAUUUUGUAAUGGUCAGCGUCAGAGGAAUAUCGAAAUAGAAAUUCUCAAAGAUGCUUUACUUGAAGAGGAUACAGGAGGCUUUGAAGUGUUUCUCGAUCCUGAUGACGCAAGUUUGGGUGUAAAAGUAGGUAAAAUCGAUCGAGUAGCAAUAAGCAUCCUUCCGGACGAAGAAUUUCGAGGUGUUUUAUCUAGAAUUGUCAAUAACGCCAAUCAAGAUUUAUGGCAUAUCGAGUUGCAUAAAACCACGUGGAAAGAACAGUUUAAAAAUGCUUUUUCUGUAAUUGAAGGUGAUAUUGAUAAAGCAUGUGCCAUCGACUAUAUUUUGCACUUUUUAUCCUUCUUUUGGAAAGUAUUAUUUGCAUGCGUGCCACCCCCUGGUAUUAUGGGAGGAUGGUUAUCGUUCAUUUUCUCUUUGUCAUUGAUUGGAUUGUUAACUGCUAUUGUUGGAGAUUUAGCUGCUAUUGCAGGUUGCCUAUCAGGAUUGGACGAUUCAGUAACGGCAAUAACCCUAGUUGCUCUUGGAACUAGUUUACCUGACUUAUUUGCUAGUAAACAAGCCGCUUCAAAAGAGUCGACAGCUGAUAAUUCAAUAGGUAACAUUACAGGAAGUAACUCAGUCAAUGUUUUCCUUGGUUUAGGCCUGCCAUGGGUGAUAGCGUCAAUUUACCAUACGACAAAAAACAAAACUUUCAAAGUGGAAGCUGGAACUUUGGGUUUUAGCGUCUUAGUUUAUUCCGUAUUUGCUUCUAUCUGUGUUGCUUCAUUAUUUAUGCGCAGGAAACUAAAAGCGUUCGGAGGAGAAUUAGGAGGAAGUACAAAACUUAAAUGGUUAACUGCCAUAUGUUUGAUUUUGAUGUGGUUCGUCUACAUCGUAUUAUCGGCUCUGCAGACAUACAAGAAGUUAAAUGUUCAGCUUGUCUAA